AGAACCGUUGGUCAGCUUAUUCAACACUUAUGAAGUUUAACUCUGGUUUUGGAUAUGACAACAAUACCAAAAAGUUCACGGCUCCAGAUGAAGUAUGGGAUGAGUACUGCCAGGCUCACCCAAAAGAUGCAUACUUGCGCCAUGGGAAUUGUCCGGAUUAUUAUGACUUGGGAAUUGCUGUUGGAAAUAGUGUGGCUGUAGAAAAUAACUCAAUUGGAUUGGGUAGUGCUACUGAUGCUAGAACAUUAGGAGUUGAUGAAAAUAGAGCUCUGCACAUAGAAGACUUGAAUUAUGAUGCUGAAAAUGAGGCGUUUGUAGGACUAGCUCAAGAUGAUCCAGCAUCAUCUGGAUCCAAAUCACCUUUGGUAUUCCCUGAAGUGCCUGAGGUCUCCACUCAGAGAAAAGCUGCUGCCAAAAGAACUAGAGCUCAGUUUGACAUAAAUUCUGGUCUUACUGAAAAUAGUUCGCAUCAUGAUUUCAUGUCAGAAGUUAAAAAAAUAACUAACACUUUUGAUGGAGUUCAUAGUCUCUUAGAGAAACCAGAAACUAUGCUAGAGAAAAGACAAAGAGAAAGAUCUUAUACAACUUGGGAUGCUAUCAAAGAAAUCUCAGAUUUGGAUGACGACGUUCGCAUGAAAGCAUAUGACUUGCUUGAUACCAAGACAAAGAAAGAUAGAUUUUUAAAAAUGACUGUUGCGGAACGAUCAAGUUGGAUAGCUUUCAAGAUUAAAGAUUAG
Molecule: messenger RNA, 737 nt
Organism: Salvia miltiorrhiza (redroot sage)
Lineage: Eukaryota; Viridiplantae; Streptophyta; Magnoliopsida; Lamiales; Lamiaceae
Exons: 2
Coding region: 30-737 (235 amino acids)
Source: RefSeq, a predicted model, not a curated record